CCGCACAGGCGGGGCGGGGCGGGGCGGGCGGUGGCCAUGGAAACCGAGCGCACGCGGAGCGCCGCCCUCCUCGCCGGGCCGCCGCCGCCAUGAUGCUGCUGGGCCGCGGGCUGGACGCCAGGGACAAUCAGACUAGGCAAAUACAAGAUGCCGUUUCAAAUGUGGAAAAACAUUUUGGUGAACUGUGCCAAAUAUUUGCUGGAUAUGUACGUAAAACUGCCAGACUACGAGACAAAGCAGAUCUUCUAGUAAAUGAAAUAUAUGCAUAUGCAGCCACAGAGACACCAACCUUAAAAGUUGGACUGAAAAACUUUGCAGAUGAAUUUUCCAGACUUCAGGAUUAUCGCCAGGCAGAGGUUGACAGGCUUGAAGCCAAGGUUAUUGAACCUCUGAAAAGUUAUGGGACCAUAGUGAAACUUAAAAGGGAUGAUCUUAAAGCAACUUUAACAGCAAAGAACCGAGAAGCCAAGCAAUUAUCUCAACUGGAAAAGACACGUCAGCGGAAUCCAUCAGAUCGACACAUUAUUUCACAGGCUGAAAGUGAAUUGCAGAGAGCUUCACUAGAUGCAACUCGAACAACUCAGCAGUUAGAGGAAACCAUUGAUAACUUUGAGAAACAGAAAAUAAAAGACAUAAAAAACAUAUUUUCUGAAUUUAUAACUAUUGAAAUGUUAUUCCAUGGAAAAGCUUUGGAGAUAUAUACUGCUGCCUACCAAUAUAUCCAAAAUAUUGAUGAAAAUGAAGAUUUGGAGGUUUUUCGGAGCUCACUUUAUCCACCAGACUAUCAAUCUCGCUUAGACAUAGUUCGUGCAAAUUCAAAGUCCCCCCUGCAAAGAACUGCCUCCUUAAAAUCUUCAUUGAGGACAGUACAGAUCUCCAGCACUAUGCUAAAAAAAGAUGAAGAAGAGGAGGAAGAGGAAGAUGACGAUGAGGAAGAUGACAAUGAGGAAGAGGAAUUAGGUGCUACUAAGGAAGUGAGAUAACAAAACUGAUUUAAGAGGUGGCGGUUUUUUGAUCAAAAAAAAAUAUAUUUCCCUUGAUGUAAAGGAUUUUUUGUGUUAAUCAAAAACUUCACCGAGGCUGUAUUUUUACAGUUCCACGAGGGGCCAAGAACCAGCACUAAUAGUAUAGUGCCAGCCAACAAAUGACCAGAUUCAAAGAAUGGAACAAAAUCUGCUGAAAAUGGACAAUUUCAGUAGCUGGAACAUUUAAAUGGAAUCCUGUAUAUUUGCAUAGAUCUUAUCUUGCAGUCACAUUUGCUUAAACUCACAUGACUGUCCAAAAACUCUGCUAAGCUGACAAGCAGUUACGAAAGUAAGUUUGCUUGUCACAUUGCCAAUAUAUUACCUUACUCUCUAGCUACACACCUCCUGGAUUUACUAAGUCCUCUAGCUGUAUCUGUCAUGAUUGGUCUUGUAUGUCAUAAAGUAGCUGUAGUCCUCAAGAAACUGAUUACAGCAACAAUCCUGUUAGAUUUCGUUUUGUUACCCACCUUGGAUGGCAGAAGGCAGGGUGUAUUGUUCUCUCAUUCUUGUUUUUCUCAGGCUUGGCUAAGGCGACUCUUGAUUCCUUUACAUAUACAGAACACACAUGCCCAAGUAAGAGUCUUGCCCACCAUCUACUUUUAAUGCUGCUUCGCUUCUAAAUAAAGUGCCUUCAUAAUAAAAACAGUUCGUAUUUUAUAUAGUUGACAUUUAUUAGUUGAUAUGCUAUAUGUACAGUCCCAAGUUUCAUGUGUUUAACUGGUUGAUUUAGUUACCAAUUCCAUCAAAUGAGAACUUACACAUUUUGAGUGUAAUUUCUUAUCCUGUUUGGAGAUGCAUGUUCAUUUCUGAAUAGCAUGCAAUUGUCUGCCAGAAAGCUGCUACCAUAUGGUUUAUCUCCAGGUGAAGAACAAACACAUGUUCAAAUGUAGAAUUUAAAUUUGUAACUGAGAAAACAAUCUAAAGUUAUAACCAAACCUGCUUCCAGUUACGGAAAUAAAUCAGGAGGUGCAUUUUUAA
This is a messenger RNA of Colius striatus (speckled mousebird), 2003 nucleotides long. It is a transcript of the gene CIBAR1, whose product is annotated as CBY1 interacting BAR domain containing 1. Bases 90 to 983 code for a protein of 297 amino acids. Gene Ontology annotation, cellular component: ciliary transition zone; ciliary basal body. The record is from RefSeq and is a predicted model, not a curated record. Lineage: Eukaryota; Metazoa; Chordata; Aves; Coliiformes; Coliidae. Gene Ontology annotation, biological process: cilium assembly. The transcript has 9 exons.